Mixia osmundae IAM 14324 is the source of this 624-nucleotide messenger RNA. RefSeq lists its product as uncharacterized. NCBI's taxonomy places the organism in Eukaryota, Fungi, Basidiomycota, Mixiomycetes, Mixiales, Mixiaceae. Bases 1 to 624 code for a protein of 207 amino acids. The record is from RefSeq and is a predicted model, not a curated record. The transcript has a single exon.
AUGGACUAUACAAGCGACGCUUCUGCACAGAAAGCCAAGGCCAAGGGAAGCAGUCGCCGCGUGAAGCAGAGCGACUCGCAAUGGGAUCCCGUCGAUCCAAACCACCUCGGUCAGCCAGAGGCGAUGACCUGGCAACAGCAGGAAGAUGCGAGCAAGCUCAGACGAUCUGCUCGUCAGACGAAGCCUGUCCACCAGCGACCUGCUCAGAGUUCGCCCAAGGCAACGCAAGCUCAGACGAGCUUCACGCCUGAUGAGAUAUGGGACGCCGUGCCUAACAGAAGAGAACUGAUCGGCAACGAGCUCACUUGGCAGCAGCAAUUGCUCAAGUCCCAGCCUCCUGCUUCGCCUUCUGCCAAGCCAAAGGGACGCAAAACGCAAGCGGCGUCGUCCAUUACGACCAGUCUGUCCAACUUGAGCUUGACUUCGCCAGCAGACUAUACCCAUCAAAACGGGGGCAUGCACACGCCUUCGCCUGCAAAGUCAAAGUUGACAAAGGCGAAGAGCAAAGAGGCAAGCUUGUCGAGCUCGCCUUCGCUCCACUAUGCCGGUCCCCAGUUCCACAACUCACCGAGUGCCCAGGACUUGCCUGCACCUCGUACACGUGUCAGACCUGCUGUGGGCUGA